This is a messenger RNA of Porites lobata, 4180 nucleotides long. The record is from the annotation of a GenBank genome assembly. NCBI's taxonomy places the organism in Eukaryota, Metazoa, Cnidaria, Anthozoa, Scleractinia, Poritidae.
AGGCCAAAAAAAGGCCGCAAAGGCAAAAGUCAAGCAAAGGAAGCCCUGCUAAAGCAGAGGCUUCAGCAGGCAAAGACAUUCCAAAUUAAAAACCAAAUAAGUAGCUCUUCCCAUGAAUGUUUCGAAGAGCUGAGUGACUCUGAAAGCGAGCGUGCAUGUAGUCUUCAACAGGCCAAAGUAUCUCCAAGCCAGCAGUCACAUAGCUCAUCCCUUGGAUAUUCUGGAAGCUUAAUAAUGGUUGAUUCUGAGAGUGAGCCGUUAAACAGCAGUGAGGAUGAGUACUUCCCAGGUGAUGAAGAGAUGCAUGCUGAUGAUGAUUUUGUAGGAAUGGAAGUUACUGUGCCAUACCGCUCACCGCUAAAGGAACUUUUUCAGAAGGGUAUGUCUAAGUUUUGGGCUGUUGAAAAACCUGUAGUUAGCAUUCCUACUACUUGACCUGAACAGAUGAACCUUAUGUUUUUUUUUCUGAUUUCUGUUCCAAAUUUGCAUGCAAAUCCAAAACUAUCCAUAUUACUGAGAAUUAGGAACCAGAAUGGUUUAAGGAAAAUAUGCCACCAAAAUCUCAACCUUCACCAAACAAAGCACUCAUCAUUGACAAGCCCUUCUUGUGUUCUUUUAACAUAUAAUGUGCUUUAAUGUGAUCUAAUUAGCUAUUUCUUAAUUAUAACUCAAAGCAACCAAGAAAAGUGAAAAUGAUUAGUACAUGCAGUUAUCACUUGUAAGGUCCUUCCAAGUUACACUUAAGGUACUCUACACUUUUAUCCCAAUGAUGAAAUUUUAUUCAGAUGCAUGCAUACAUGUAUAUUUUGAAAGGUGAUGCUAAAGUUGCACCAAUAUCAAGGAAAGAGAAGGGAUCAAGGAAUCUGACAGAUGGAGCUCAAGGACAAAGUGAGUAUAGUAUCUAUAUAGUGUCUGUCCAUUGUUGUUUCAUGAUGUUAUUUGUUUUACAUGCAUAUUCUACUUGAUAUUCAAAGUGGUCUUGGAGUUGCAACAAUAAUUUAAAAGGAAGUAGAACAAUUAACAGCUAGAGAUUACCAUGAUGAAGUAAAUUUUAUUCAAGUUACACUUAAGGUGACUCUACACUCAAGUUAAUGAUCCCAAUGAUGAAGUAAAUUUUAUUCAGAUGCAUGCAUACAUGUAUUUUGUUUUGCAAGGUGCUUCUAAAGUUGUACCAAUAUCAAGGAAGGAGAAGGGAUCAAGGAAUCUGACAGAUGGAGCUCAAGGACAAAGUGAGUAUAGUAUCUAUAGUGUCUGUCCAUUGUUGUUUCAUGAUUUUAUUUGUUUUGCAUGCAUAUAUUCUACUUGAUAUUCAAAGUGGUCUUGGAGUUGUAACAAUAAUUUAAAAGGAAGUAGAACAACAGCUAGAGAUUACCAUGAUGAAGUAAAUUUUAUUCAAGUUACACUUAAGGUACUCUACACUCAAGUUAAUGAUCCCAAUGAUGAAGUAAAUUUUAUUCAGAUGCAUGCAUACAUGUAUUUUGUUUUGCAAGGUGCUUCUAAAGUUGUACCAAUAUCAAGGAAAGAGAAGGGAUCAAGGAAGCUUUUUUAUGAAACUGAUCAAGAGCAAAGUGAGUAUGCAUGGUAUCUAGCAAUCUGUCCAUUAAUUGUCUGUGUUAUAUGUCAUGGUUUUAUUCAUUUUGCACUUGCUCUACCUGAUAUGCAAUGUGGUCUUGGAGUUGUGUCAAAAGAACAAACAUCAUAUAGGCAUAUAGACUUGGUGAGGGUCCUGAGAGUGUUUUCUUUAUACAGGUUUGACUGUAGCUGUUAUGAAUAUAAUGAAUGAACACACAUGUAUGCAGGUGUAGAUCAAGUUUACCUUCACUGAAUAUAAACAUAAAACUUGUACUUAUAAUUACAAAUAUAUGUUUCUUUUAGGAUCUCAGCCUGCCCUCUCCAAGUGUGGACGAGAGGAAUGCCGUCUCUUGAGACAAGAAAAUGCCUCACUGAAGCAGAAAGUUUUGGAAUUAGAGCAGAAAUUGAAUGGUUAGAAUUACUGUUUAUUGUUAUCAUGUUUUGUAUAUAACUGCCACUAGAAACAUUUUUUAUCCUACAAAAAUAACAGUUAAUUGGCACACUUAAAAUUUAAUUAUUAUUCACUAUUUUUUUUUACUUGAUUGUCAAUCAUUGAAAAUGAUGGAGGGUUGUGUAAUGUAUGUAUGUUUUUGAUUCAUUGGUACAGGUACCUAUUCUUAUAGGACUGUUUUGUUUAAUUUCUUUCAGAUCAGUAUAGUGAAGACACUAACAAACCACUUGCUGGAGUCAUUUCUCCAGUAAUUGCAUCAAAACACAAGGUACACAUGCCUGUACAUGCAUGCUUUAAAUAACAAGCACUCCUAGUUUAAUGUUCAAUUGUAUAUUUGAGGGCAGCUGUUUUACCAGAUGUAUUUGUUGUUUAUUUCAAGCACCCUACAUGUACAACCUACAAACCUAGUGUUCCCUAAAUACUAAGGGUGCAUCUGCUUGAUAUGAAGUCACAAUGUUAUUGGUAAUAAGUUUAACAUUCUGGGGCCGGAUUCAUGAAGCCCUCCUAAACUAAGACAAAUCCUAAACAUUGUUUAUUAACAAUAGUCUAUUGUCGUAACCACAAUAGACUAUUGUUAAUAAACAAUGCUUAGGAUAUGUCUUAGUUUAGGUGGGCUUCAUGAAUCCAGCCCCUUGAUAGGUCAUCCAGAAGAAAUGUAAUUCUCUGUGAGGGAGACUUUAAAUAGGUGCGUUAAAUUUUUCUGUUCUUCAUCCAAAGUUGGGGUUUUGUUAUUAAACUUGAAGAAGAAUUCAAGGUACAGAUGUGAACAUUUCACUGUACAUUUCACUCAUUUAUUGUAUCUCUUUUACUUAGAUGGAAGAAAUGGCCAUAGGGAGUGGGGUUUUCUGGUACCCGACCCAACGACUGAAUGCAUUGGCAGAAGGAAAAUCAGUGGGCACUAUGACAGCAUACUUGAUUGACGUCAUGUUUGACAAAAAAAAAACUUUAAUGAUUUCAAACUUGGCAGGAGGGGGCAACUUGGGCUACAGACAGCUGUGCCCUCAAAUCAUUAAAGCCAUCACAGGUACAUGUAUGCUCUUUGAUUGCAUUACUUGUCCUACUUGUUUUUCGUGCAUGUAUUAUGCUUGAUUCAUGGGAAAAAAACCAGCUUUUAUUAUUGCACAAUGAAAUCUCUUUAAGGUGGACACCCAUUGGACUAGCUCUAGCUGUCCACCUUACUAGCCAACCACGUCUGUCUUAGAGAUAUGUUUGCCUUACAUUUGGUGUCUGCUUUGAGAGAGUUGACUGCAUGUAUACCAUACACCAAAUGCAAAUAUGGCCAUCCAAGAAUUUUUGGUCUGGGCAGGUUUUCAAGAAAAGAAAAGCAAUUGGAUAAUGAUAAAGAUCAGGUCAAAAUAAGUCAUUGUGCGUAUUUUCAGGGCCAUGUUCUUAUUUAAGAAGAAGGUAUUGGCACUCACAUUUUGGGAAAAAAACAUGAAAGCGAGGCUAGUGAGGAUAUAGACUAUCUUUUCCCACACAAAUGUUUAUAAUUUCAGUCAGCCAUAACUUUGCAGCUCAAAUUUUUAAGAUGAUAUACUUAGAGGCACUUGUUCACGUGAAAUCAUUAUAAUUUCUAUGAAAACUUGGCUAAACAAAAAAAAGGCCUGACGGCCAUAUUUGCAUUCAGUGUAUAAAUCAUCUAUUAAUUAAGCUCUUUUAUAUAGUAGCAAACUGUAUUUGUUGAAGAAGAAAUGAAUUGAUUCUCCUCCCUCCUUCCCUAAAGUAAAACAACCCCUCUCAGUUCAUUAUGGAAAUGAUAUGCUACUCUUUGAUGUAAACUCCUGUACCGCUAUGACAUUAUGAGCUUUAAUUUUCAUGGCAUCAGUUAUUGUUUUGAUUUUACUGAAUCAAUGAGAGUAUUACAUAUAAUCCUAAUUAUACAAGACAUGCUUUCUUUGGUUAGUUUAAUUUCGGUUCUGGUGAAAACAAGGGGGGUCCUAAUCAUGUGUUCAUGCAGGUUAUAAACAUGUGUAACACAUCUACUAUAUAUAGCAUUUAAUAUUAAGCUUUGGCAGUUGUGUGAUUGCUUUAAAUCCUUCUCAAUCUACAGCAUUUGUUCAAUCCCAGUUCAAGGAUGGGAAUGUCAUCUCCAAAGUGAGAAAAACAAUCCAAGACAAGUGCACUGCAAGCAGGAGGGGGAUAUCAAAGACAAAAUGA